AUGGAAGUUGCUAUUGAAAAAUGCUGUGAUCUAAAAAAUUUGGAUGAUAAUUGGGCGGAAAUCAUUCACGUUGCGGACACUUAUGCUCUAGGACAGCCUAAAAAGUGUCUUAAACUCAUAACGAACAAGAUUUUCCAACAAAAUCCCAACGUGUCCAUGAAGGCCAUUACGCUUCUUGAUUCUUGCAUUAAAAAUGCGGGAAAUGCGUUUGUCCGCGAGAUGUCUUCAAAGGAGUUCAUACAAAAUUUUAAGAAAGGAUAUCCAAAACUACAAACGAAACCUCGAAUGAGGCUUAUCGACCUUUCAAAGGGUUGGUGGAAGGAUUACUCUUCUAAUCCAGAAAUAAGUCUUCUCACUGGACUUUAUCCGUGGAUUCAAAUGGAAUAUCCAACACACGUUCUUGAAUACGAAGCUUCACAGAAUAUUGAAAGUAAAAUGAAGAACAGGGAAAAGAUUCGAAACCUUCAGGCACAGGAAGAGGAGGAUCUUGCCAAAGCUAUCGCCUUAUCGCUCUCUGAGAAUGAAGCCAAAGGUGCUCAGUCUAGAAAUCAACCGCUUGCACAACAAGUCCAGAAGCCACAGGCCUCAUCGAGUGCCUAUCCAAGUCUCCAAAGCACGGGAAACGCAAGCAGUACUACACCCAUUCCGAACGGUAACCUAAAUUAUGGCACUGCUAGAGCUCAAUUCGACUUUGAAGCAGCGGAGGAUAAUGAAAUCUCCUUCAAAGAGGGUGAUAUUAUCACUUUAGUCGAUAUUUCGGACCAAAAUUGGUGGAAGGGCAGAAUUCGGGGAACUGAGGGUCUGUUCCCUGCUCAGUUCGUCAUUCGAGAAUCUGCGGAUACUGGAAAGGAAACUAAAGUUCCUGGAGCCAAAAAGACUGAUUCCUCCUCUUCUCAAAAGGAGGCCGUUAAAAUCGAUCCAGAGUUGGUAGAAAACUGUCUUGAGAUGUUGGGUGAUGCAGACACAACUGGGGUCUCUCGUCCAGAUCCAGAGGACCUCCCAGUAAUGGAAGCCAAAUGUAAAGCCAUGGAACCUCUGAUCGAAGCCGAGCUGGAAUCUGUCUACGGUCGAAUCAGCGAAGUGGAUCUUCUCAAACAGAAAUUGUCUGAAGCUCUUGCCCAAUAUCAUGAACUGGCCUCAGGUCGAGGUUACGCAACCAUGCCCCAGCAAUCUCAGUACGCUUAUCUUAAACCUGGUAUCAUGCCUCCUACCGUCUAUCCUCCUGCUAUGGUCUAUCAGCCACAACCACCACCGCCACCGCCACCGACUCAACAGCCCCCAACUACGGCAAUGUAUCAGCCAUCUCCAGUGCCUCAGUCUAUGAUGGCAUCUGGUGGUAUGGCUCAGUCGUCCAAUGGGACUUCUGGUAUUCCUUCAGCUCAGUCUGCGGUCUAUGCUUAUCCACCUGUACAACCUGUCUAUCCAUUCCCUUAUGACCCCAAUUUGCCGUGGCAGCAGCAACCCCCACCUGGUGUUCCUCCCAUGCAAACUCCACUUCAACAACCUCCCACAGCUUAUGGUCAUCCCACUUAUCAACAACAUGCCUAUUCUGGUACCUAUCACGGACAUUCUCAGUCCAAUUCCAGUAACCCACCACCAACCGAAUCCUACAACGUGAGCUGA
This is a messenger RNA of Rodentolepis nana, 1623 nucleotides long. Lineage: Eukaryota; Metazoa; Platyhelminthes; Cestoda; Cyclophyllidea; Hymenolepididae. The record is from the annotation of a GenBank genome assembly.